Molecule: messenger RNA, 3034 nt
Organism: Drosophila ficusphila
Lineage: Eukaryota; Metazoa; Arthropoda; Insecta; Diptera; Drosophilidae
Gene: Keap1
Product: kelch-like ECH-associated protein 1B
Exons: 6
Coding region: 291-2642 (783 amino acids)
Molecular function (GO): protein binding
Source: RefSeq, a predicted model, not a curated record
AUCAGCAGCAGUCAGUUGACGGGCUCUCUCCACGGCGCACGCAUGAUCGCCGGAGCGGAUUUGCGGAGCAGCAGCUGAUCGAUCGUUCGUUCGCUUUCAUUUUCAAAGAGUCUUUGUUCCGCGAAUCGAACUUAUCUCAAGUGGAGUGUGUUGUGCUUUAAAAGAAAUAAACUCUCCCCACAAAAUUAAGUCUUCCUCUAAAAUUAACACUUCCCCAAAUUAUACAACCACAUCCUGUGAAGUGUGAAACUAUUAAAGAUCUCCUCAACGAUCCCAAAUAGUGCCAAAAAAUGCAAACGCAAAUGCAAGCCCAAAUGCAAACCCCCAUGCAGUAUGAAAGUCACAUUACCGACAUCCCCACCGCCCACAAGUUGUACGCCCGCCUCCAAGAAGAGGCUGAGAUGAACAACACGUCGGAAAGUUGUUCCAUCUCGUCGGCAUGCGGCGGUCGGUUCGGGUCGGUGCACUCGACCUUGGACGAUCACGAUGCAACGGACGACGACAUGACCUUCUGCAUGUCCAACUACGCCAAGGAGGCGCUAAAGAUGAUGUUCAUGAUGCGGUCGCACGGCAUGCUCACGGACGUGGUGCUCGAGGUGAAGAAGGAGCUCUUUCCCGCCCACAAAGUGGUUCUGUCAGCCGCAUCGCCCUAUUUCAAGGCCAUGUUCACGGGCGGACUGAAGGAGUCGGAGAUGUCGCGCGUCCAACUCCAGGGGGUCUGUCCAACGGCCAUGUCCCGCAUCCUGUACUUCAUGUACACCGGCCAAAUUCGAGUGACUGAGGUGACGGUGUGCCAACUCCUGCCCGCGGCCACCAUGUUCCAAGUGCCAAACGUAAUCGACGCCUGCUGUGCCUUCCUCGAGCGCCAAUUGGACCCCACGAAUGCCAUCGGCAUCGCCAACUUUGCCGAGCAACACGGCUGCGUGGAGCUGCAAAAGAAGGCCAAUGUUUUCAUCGAGCGGAAUUUCACUCAGGUGUGCCAAGAAGAGGAGUUCCUUCAACUUUCGGCUUACCAGUUGAUUGCCCUGAUCCGCAGGGACGAAUUGAAUGUGCAGGAGGAGCGAGAAGUCUACAACGCUGUGCUUAAAUGGGUUAAAUACGAUGAGGACAAUCGGCACUGCAAAAUGGAGCACAUCCUGGGCGCCGUGCGCUGUCAAUUCCUCACCCCGAACUUCCUCAAGGAGCAGAUGAAAAACUGCGACGUUCUGCGAAAGGUUCCCGCCUGUCGGGAGUAUUUGGCCAAGAUCUUCAAGGACUUAACGCUGCACAAGUGCCCGGGUGUGAAGGAGCGAACGCCCAACACCACUCGCAUGAUAUUCGUGGCCGGCGGUUUCUUCCGGCACUCACUGGACAUUCUGGAGGCGUACAAUGUGGACGACAAGACGUGGACAACACUGCCAAACCUGCGCAUUCCAAGAUCCGGCUUGGGUGCCGCUUUCCUCAAGGGAAAGUUCUACGCGGUGGGAGGCAGAAACAACAACAUUGGCUCCUCGUACGACUCGGAUUGGGUGGAUCGAUAUAGUGCCGUCACCGAGACGUGGCGUCCUUGCGCUCCGAUGUCCGUGCCGCGACAUCGAGUAGGCGUGGCUGUUAUGGAUGAGCUCAUGUACGCCGUGGGUGGUUCGGCAGGCACGGAAUACCACAACACAGUGGAAUAUUAUGAUCCCGAUCUCGAUCGCUGGACAAUCGUGCAGCCUAUGCAUGCCAAGCGUUUGGGCGUGGGAGUGGUGGUGGUCAAUCGCCUGCUUUAUGCCAUUGGAGGUUUCGACGGACUUGAGCGAUUGGGCAGCGUGGAGUGCUACCAUCCGGAGAACAAUGAAUGGAGCUUCCUCCCGCCCCUGCAAACCGGUCGAAGUGGAGCGGGUGUGGCUGCAAUUAACCAGUACAUCUACGUGGUUGGCGGCUUCGAUGGAACCCGGCAACUGGCCACCGUGGAGCGUUACGAUACCGAGAACGAUACCUGGGAUAUGGUGGCGCCCAUCCAAAUUGCACGCAGUGCUCUCUCGCUAACGCCGCUGGACGGAAAACUUUAUGCAAUUGGAGGCUUUGAUGGCAACAAUUUCCUUUCCAUUGUUGAGGUCUACGAUCCACGAACAAACACCUGGACGAAGGGAACGCCACUGAAAUCUGGAAGAUCUGGUCACGCAUCGGCGGUUAUUUAUCAGCCAGCGUGUUCCACCACGUUCAUGGACUACGAAGACAGCGAAACUCCGCAAUCGGAUGGAAAUAAUGAAGGGGACAGACACGGAAACUCAUCUCAAAACCCCUGUGGCAGUGGGGGAAGUCCACCCUUUUCUGGAAGCUCACCCAAUAUGCAGUUUCACACGUCAUUCGGAAUGAGCGGGUGCAACAAUUGUGACUCCGAAAUAGAUGUGAAGCCCGAAAUUCCACCAGAGCGGCAUAGUUUUCAAAUUCCAGCCAUCAACUCGGAGGAGCUGGGCAAUCCGAACUGUCCCUGGUCCAGAAUGCAAGCAAAAUUUCGAAGAACUCCACCGAUUGGCUUCUCGACGUCGGAGGAAAGCCAAUUGAAGAACCUACAUAAAUUCGACAGAGCGCGAAAAGCGUGUAUACUGAGCACGGCAGCGAAAGUCAUUCACAGCCACAUCGAAGGUCGUCUACGAAAACUCACUGCAGCCACAUGACAAUACGAAUCCGAGCCUUUCGCUUAGCCGCAACCAAAAACAUCAUUCAUUGUACAAAGUCUGUUCGCAUCCCCUAGAAUUCCAUGUUGAGAAAGCAGCAUUCCAUUGAAAUAUUGCUAGUGUGUUCGCUAGGUGAUAUGUAGUCAAGCAGUUUUUAUGGCAUCCAUAACAUUAACUGGCGCUCGUCUGCCCACUUUUUAAAGAUUGAUUAGGGUUAAAAGUUGAUUAGUGGAGGAAAGAAUCGUAUUUUAUGUAUUUCGUAGGCAACAUUACUGAUAACUUGCAUAUUGUACUUUUUUUUAAAGUAGGUUUAUCAAAGGAAUAAUGCGCAUCCAAAGUAGUUUUUAAGCAAAAAAGUAAAUAUAAGUAAAAUAAAAACUUUUUAAAAUGAA